Melospiza melodia melodia is the source of this 1603-nucleotide messenger RNA. RefSeq names its product zinc finger protein 239-like. The record is from RefSeq and is a predicted model, not a curated record. The transcript has 2 exons. NCBI's taxonomy places the organism in Eukaryota, Metazoa, Chordata, Aves, Passeriformes, Passerellidae. The coding region runs from base 47 to 982 and encodes 311 amino acids. Gene Ontology annotation, molecular function: RNA polymerase II cis-regulatory region sequence-specific DNA binding; DNA-binding transcription factor activity, RNA polymerase II-specific. Gene Ontology annotation, biological process: regulation of transcription by RNA polymerase II. Gene Ontology annotation, cellular component: nucleus.
UCGUCUCUAUCUGUUCUGACCAUCCUACCUCCUGACUCUCCUACAAAUGGACUCAUCCCUUGUUUUCCCCAAACCAGGAUUUCCCAUUGCCGACCCCAUGGAGGCUGCAAGGAAGAGGAAGAUGCCCCGGGGCACUGAGGCAGAGCAGGAGCUGAACAUGGAGAGCAGGGAGGACAAAUGCCCGCGGCAGAACCUGGUGGAAGAGGCCGUUUUGAGCGGCUCCACGGUGCAGGAAGCCAACGGGGAGGAAAAGCCCCGGAGAUGCCGCACGAGGAGGGGCUGCAAACGCAGCUGGUGGGGAUCUGAGGGGGAAAGAGCCAGCCUGGGCCGGGAAGGCGGCUGGAGAUGGAGCCAGAGCUCGGAGCUGGUGCUCUGUGAGCAGCUCCAUGAUGGGGAGAAGCCCCACACAUGCGUGGAGUGUGGGAAGAGCUUCAGCCGGAGCUCCCACUUGAUCAUACACCAGAGGACCCACACUGGAGAGAAGCCGUACGAGUGUGGGGAGUGUGGGAAGAGCUUCAGCCAGAGCUCCAACCUGAUCAGGCACCAGAGGACCCACACUGGGGAGAGGCCCUACGAGUGUUCCAAGUGUGGGAAGAGGUUUACGAGUAGCUCCGAUCUCCUUCAGCACUAUCAGACUCACACAGAGGAGAGGCCCUUCCAAUGCCCCGACUGUGGGAAGAGAUUCAAGUACAACUCCACCCUCGUCACGCACCGGCGCAUCCACACGGGAGAGAGGCUCUACGAGUGUGAUAAAUGCAGGAAGGGGUUUCAGACCAGCUCCAUUCUCCUCCAGCACUAUCGAAUUCACACAGAGGAGAGGCCUUUCCGCUGUCCCGACUGCGGGAAGGGAUUCAAGUGCAACUCCACCCUCAUCACCCACCGGUGCAUCCACACUGGGGGGAGGCCCUACGAGUGUCCCCAGUGUGGGAAGAGCUUCUCCAGGAGCUCUGACUUGACCAAACACCAACAGAGGCACCACUAAGGGAAGCCCUGUGAGUGCCCCGAGUGUGGGCAGAGCUUCGUGCGCUGCUCCAGCUCCAUCCCCCACUGGAGGAGGCACUUUGGGCACAGCUCUGGUCACUCACAUUCCCUGUGAUCCAUGUUGGGAACACACCUGGCUGCUUCUCCUUUUGGUUUGGCCUUAAUUUUCCUCUGCUUCACCUUCAUCCUUUAAAAACACCCAAAACUGGAUUAAAUGAAGGAAAUUGGUCGAAUAUAUCUGAAGUUCCAUAAUUUCUCAGUUGUUUUAGAGGGAAUUUAGGAUUUGGGGAUGCAUUCUGUGUGGAGUGCUGCUGUUGCUAAGAGGCAGGAAUUUGAUCUUACCCUUCUUGUGUUGCUAAGAACUCCUCCCCUGACCCCAUCCCCAAUUCCACCCUUGGGAUACCCUGUAAAUAUUCCAUGGCCCUGCCUUUCACCUGCCUUUCGGGGUUAAGAAAUGGAUUCCCAAAGGAUCAGCCCUAUUCCCUCUGUAUUCCAAGAGGAUGAACCUCUUCCACUGGAUUCCCAGAGGAUACUGACUCUAUCACUCUUUUUUUUUUGUUUGUAGUACUGCAUUUGUAUGUUUAAUUCUUCCUAAUAAAGAACUGUUAUUUCUACUCCCAUA